CUUAGUUACGUGCUUGUGUUUAAUCAAUAUUUUAGUGUCAACGUUCGCUUAAUACAUACACAUUUAAUAUUUAUUUUUUAAUUUAUUUUACAAAGUAAUGGCUCCAAAAAAGGAUAAAGGCAAAGAGGAUGGAAAACCAUCAGGAGGUGGUGGCGGUGGAUUCACUGAAGUGGAGCGAACAUUCCUAGAACUUCAGGUUACAGACUGUAAUCGUAAGAUCGCAAGGCUUCGAACUGCUGUAGAUGAAUAUGAACAGCGUAAUGAGGAGCUUCAAAAAGCCUACGACAAACUGGACGAAGACAGAGCUGAUAUUAUUGCUUACCUCAAAAAAACUCUCAAUAACAAAAACGAGGAAAAUAACGAAUUAAAAGAGAAAGUAAAAGGAUUAGAAGAGACGAGAGAAAUAGAGACAGCGCAAUUUAAAGAAACUGUUAAUGAUUUGGAGCGAAAUUUCACCAUUAUGAAAGACCAAUUAACAUCGGAAAAUAAACUUUUAGCUGGUAAACUCAAUACCUUGGAGGAAUUUCGUGCAAUACGGGAUGAUUUGAUGAGAAAGUUUGAUAAACAAGAGCAAGACUUUAAAGACCAGGAAAUGAAAUACAAACGAGUUAUCUAUGAUGCAGAAAAAAAGUUCGUUAUUGGUAAAGACAAGCUGAAAAAAGAAAUGGAAGGUCGCCUUCUGCAGCUUGCACAAGAUUUUCAAGAUGCUACAGAACUUAGAAUUGCUGCUUCAACUCACAGAGUGAUAAGAGAGAAUAUAGCAAUUAAUAAUGAGUUAGACAACAUUCUAUCAACUCAAGCAAAGAUAGCUGAACAAAAUGAAAAGUAUAAAGAAAAUGAAAGAGCAGCUCGUGUAGCAAAGGAACUAGCUGAAGAAGAAAGAGAUAAAGCUAUAAAUAAGAAUGUUAUUCAAGUCAAAGUCAUUGAUCAACUGACGCUUGCUUUUCAAGAAUUGCAAAAAGAAAAGGGUCUUUAUGAAAAGAAAAGCUUUGAUUUUGAACUAUUACAAGAAAAAAUACAAAAAUUAACAAAAGACAACGAUAACUUAUCAUUACAAGUAAGAAUUUUAGAGCAAAACCUUCACUCUAGGAUGUCUGCUGAAAAUAAAGCUACUGCAGAAGCUUCAAAAGUAUAUAAAGAAUGUGAAAAAUUAAAGAAAAUAUUAUCUGAAGCUGCCGUAGCUGUUCAAGCUGCUCUCAAAUUGGAUGAUUGGGCGACAAAAGAUCCCUCGAGAGAAAUUAUGGAUCGUCAAAUGUUGCUUGCAAGAUUACUUGAUAUUAUAUCUCAAUAUCACGAUAUGCAACGAGCAGAGUCAAUGGACACUUUAGCCUCUUUUGGCAAAGUUUACGAAGAGGGCGACCUUGGAUUUAUGCCAAAACCAGCAGCAAAGAAGGCGGCUAUCCCAACUGUAUUCUCUGCUGCUUCAAGGGAAUCUAUUAAAGCCGAGAAACGCUCGUCGGAAGCUAUGUCUGUCACUUCAGCUUCAUUAAGCAGCAUUAAGACUAUUCCAAGUAUGAAACUGGUACCACCGUCUACGGAACCGGUUCCACUCGUGCCAAAAGAUAGUCUUCCAUCAUUUAUCACUUCCUCGCAGUCAUCCGUAAGUGAAAGUGUUGAAGCUGAGGAGGUACCAGAAAGUGAGAUGAGUAUUGGCCAGAAACUCGAGCAGAGUAAGAUUGAGAUUCAGAAGUCAAUAUUAAAAGAUCUGCAGUACUCUCAGGCUGCUUUUAUAUCACAAGCAAGAUUGUCAACGGAAAAGAAAUCAGUAAUAUUCGAAGGUGAAGAAGCUGAAGGUGAGCAUAAGGAAGGUGAUGAGAUGGAAGGGGAACAUAAGGAAGGUGACGAGAUGGCAGGGGAACACGUGGAAGGAGAACACGUAGAAGGUGAAGAGACUAGUGCGGGGGAUAAACCCGACCAAGAAGGUGCUCAAGAUGAACAAGCAGCUGACGAACAGACCGAAAAAACUGAAUAGUUAUUGUGUAAUAUAUUUUUUUGUAGUUAGUGUUAUAAUAUCAUUGGAAAAUGUUUUUAAUUUAAUAAAUAACAAGAUCAUU
Pieris napi is the source of this 2054-nucleotide messenger RNA. RefSeq names its product cilia- and flagella-associated protein 157. The coding region runs from base 98 to 1972 and encodes 624 amino acids. Gene Ontology annotation, molecular function: microtubule binding. The record is from RefSeq and is a predicted model, not a curated record. NCBI's taxonomy places the organism in Eukaryota, Metazoa, Arthropoda, Insecta, Lepidoptera, Pieridae. The transcript has a single exon. Gene Ontology annotation, cellular component: cilium; ciliary basal body.